This is a messenger RNA of Limulus polyphemus (Atlantic horseshoe crab), 2129 nucleotides long. RefSeq names its product BRO1 domain-containing protein BROX-like. The transcript has 11 exons. The coding region runs from base 73 to 1335 and encodes 420 amino acids. The record is from RefSeq and is a predicted model, not a curated record. Lineage: Eukaryota; Metazoa; Arthropoda; Merostomata; Xiphosura; Limulidae.
CACAGAAAAUGUCACACAAUUUCUCGUUUUUUUUGCACGUCAGUUCCUAAUAUUUGUCAUACGUAAACAAUUAUGGCGCAUUGGUUUCAUCGUAAUCCUUUGAAGGCAACUGUUAAUGUUCGUUUUGCCAUAAAAGUGUUUUCUAAUGACGGCCAAGCACUUAAAAUAUGCAGUGAGUUGACACAAGCUCGGAACAGUCUAUUGGAGUUGCUUUGUGAUCCAAAUCAUACUGUGACUGCUGUAGAAACUGCACUAAACAACUACCUGGCACUACUUCAGGGUCUUUUUAUUGCUGCAGAUGAAAGGGGAGGAGAAAGCAAGUUAAGGUAUGCGCUUCGGUUCAGAUGGACAAAUUCCUUGCUGGGUAAUACUCCUAGCUCUCAGCAGGAUGUGGUGUUUGAACUGGUUUCUGUGUGUCAGAACACAGCCAUAUGGUUAAUGAAGCAUGCUGCUGUGAAUGCAGGAAAAGAUGAAGUUGCAAUGGAAGAAGCUAAAGAAAUUCACAAGUGUCUUCGUAAGGCAGCAGGAAUUUUUCACUCGAUACAGGAACAGUAUGUGACACAACUGUUAGAGAAGCCAGAACCAGGUUCUGACCUAGACUCGCAUGUUAUAACAUGCUAUAUAAACCAGUGUACAGCAGAGGCUCAAGAAGUGACUAUUGCUCGAGCUAUUGAGUUGAAGCACUCACCAAGUCUGAUAUCAGCUUUAUCAAAUGAAACAUACAAAAUGUAUAAUGCUGCUGCUGAUACAAUAAGUAGUCUUGAUCCAAGCAAGUUUGGAAAAUGGAAGAAAUACUUUCAGCUCAAGUCUCUUUUCUACUUGGCCUAUGCCUACUGCUAUGCUGGAGAAAAUCUUCUAGCCCAAGAAAAAUGUGGUGAAGCAAUACGUGCCUUGCAAGAAAGUGAUAAGUACUAUACACUAACUGGAAAGCUGUGUAAAGAUUAUGCCCAUACUAAAGGACCAGGUACAAGUGCCAAACCAGAGCAACAUCUCUUUUUCAGAAAACUGGGACCAGUAGUCAAGAGAACAUUAGAUAAAUGUGAACGUGAAAAUGGAUUUAUAUUUCAUCAGCGUGUUCCAUAUGACCCACCAGAACUAGAACUGAAAGCAACUUAUGGUCUUGUUAGCCCAGAAGAGUUCAAGCUACCAACAAUUAGUCCACUAUGGACUCCAGUUACUUAUGCAGCUUUUGAUGUUUCACAAAUUAAUCCUCUGGAUCCUGCUAAUUCUAAUGCAGCAGCCAAAGCAGAAGGCGAGAUUCCUCCUGUUCAAGAAGUUAAUGUCCAGCCCACCAGCAAGGACCCCAAGAACACAAGUGGUUGUAAUAUCCAAUAAACUGUAACCUCACUAUUCAAGAAGAUAAUGUUAAAACCACUAUCAAGGGUCUAAACAACCCAUUGAUUGUAACUUCCAACAGUUAUUGAAAGGAAUAUGCGAACACUUUUCACUUAAGAUAUUAACUCUCACUUAAUCUUUUAGUUGUAACCUUGGUUAAAAGCUAAAGACUUUUUUUCUAAUACUUCAACUAUGAUCUGUGAUUUUCUUUAUUGUACAGUAUUUUAAAAUUUUUAUCAGUCUGAAAAUAAAUUCACUAAUUACCAUGAAAUCCUUUUUUAACCUUGCAUAAGCUCUUUUCUUUUACCAUAGGAUGACAAAUCUUUCAGCCAAAAAUUAGAACGACUCUUUAUUUAUACAUUUAUAUGUAGAAGUGUUAAAUUCUACUUUUAGUUAUACAUUUAUAAACAUAAUGUUUAAUUAUAUUCAUGAAAUGUGUAAUAAUCUAUUUACAUAAUGGUAUGCAAAUACAAUAAAAAAUGAAAGUUUAACAUGUUAAAAAACAGUCAACUUUUUAUAGCAAGCCAAGGUUGUAUUAUAGUAUCAUCAUGAUUUAGUAUUAUAGAUAUUGUAGGAUAUUUAAUAUAAUCAAAUGUGUAAAAAAUUAACCAAAAUAUUACUGUGGAACAUAUGUGCAUGUACUUUGUGUUUCUUGUAGUAUCAAGGUUGUUGGUGAAAUUUUUUUUACUCUGGUUUGUUGUAUAAUCUUCACAAGGUGUGAAAUUUCUCUUUGAAAACAUGUAUUAAAACUGUGUCUCUGUUUGUGUUGCAUUAAAUUCAGAGUCAAUUCCAAA